AUGGCCAGCCUCCGCUGGCGAGGGGCAGCGGGGAGGAGAAGGUCCUCUGUUCCCAGCGAGCUCCUGCGUGACACAGCGAAUGCAGUUUCGGCUGGCUCCCUCACGUCUCCCAGCUCGCCUCAGACAGGCCGGGGCCUAGGCCGCCAGGCGGCUACACUGCGCCUGGGCCUCUCCCCGAGGACUGACGGCAAGCGACACGGCGGACUUGCGCCACCCUCCCCACGCACAAAGGAGACGAGGAGGACACGGCCCCCGCCCUCCUUUAAACUCCUAGGAUUUCUUGAUGUUCAAAGUGUCCCAUGUUCACGAGAAUCCGUACUCUAUGGCUCCGUGGGAUCUUUAGUUGUGGGUCUUGGACAUUUUUUAGCAACUAGUAGAGUUAGAAGAUCUUGUGACUUUGCAGUCGGUGGCUUUAUUUGCACAAUGUUAGGAUACUGGUUUUACUGCAGGUACAAUUUGGCGCAACACAGGAUCCGGCAAAGAAUGCUUAAAGAAGGAAUGAGAAACAAAAUUUUAUUUGAAGGCAGUUCUCUUGAUCCAGAAAGAAAACAAACUGGCAAUGAAAGAGGCGAUUCAUAGUCUGCUGUAGAGGAAUCCGUGGUCUAAUAGAGAUUUGGGAGAAGGUGGUCCAAAAAUGGCAGUCUUCCCUGUAAAUGUGUGAGGUGCCUAAAAAUCAUGUUGGUUUUCCUAGCAAAUCCAAGCGAGAAAUUCAUAGUGAAUCUGUUAUGUCGGUGUACAAGCCUUUCUUUGUUUCAUGUAUGUAUGUAUAUGACUAUGUACACAGUUAAGAAUGACC
Messenger RNA from Charadrius vociferus (killdeer), 796 nucleotides. RefSeq names its product cytochrome c oxidase protein 20 homolog. The coding region runs from base 1 to 579 and encodes 192 amino acids. The record is from RefSeq and is a predicted model, not a curated record. Gene Ontology annotation, biological process: mitochondrial respiratory chain complex IV assembly. NCBI's taxonomy places the organism in Eukaryota, Metazoa, Chordata, Aves, Charadriiformes, Charadriidae. The transcript is spliced from 5 exons. Gene Ontology annotation, cellular component: mitochondrion; mitochondrial inner membrane.